AUGGCCGCCGAACUCACAACCACAAAACUCAAUGCGGAAAGCCACCUGCUCUUGGAUCAACCCCUCCUCCGCCUCCCACAUGAAUUUGCCCGAAAAAACUUCAAGAUUGUCCAGAAGCACGUCGAGAGGGAGAACAAGGACGUCCUCUCGGCUCUCAAAUCCACAGCCAACGCCUCCCUGGCCGGCCAAGAUGCAUCCAAAACAGUCGCUUCCCUAGACAACAUGAUAAAUCGAAUGCGAGGUUUGAAGCGGAAGAUGGAAACUCUACACAGCGAAGAGAAGGCUCUGCAUCAGGCGUCUAGGAAGCGCAUACAGCAUCUACAAAAUCUAUACGAGAUACCCAGUUUGGCAGACGUGAAAUACGAUGAGUGGUCGAGGGUGAGGUUAAACAGGUUACUGGUGGAUUAUCUACUCAGGUGUGGAUAUGUCGAAAGUGCCAGGGCGCUGGCGAGGGAGAAGGGCAUUGAGGAGUUGGUGGAUCUGGAGGUCUUUGUGCAGUGCCACAGGAUCGAGGAGAGCUUGAGAAGGAAGAGUACGCAGGAGUGCUUGGCCUGGUGUGCGGAGCAUCGGCCGAUGAUGAAGAAGCUUGAUAAUCGCCUCGAGUUUGAGCUUCGGUUGCAACAGUACAUUGAACUUCGCCGGAAUGGGCAGCUUGUGGAAGCCCGGCAACAUGCGCAGAAAUACCUGACCCAACAUGCUGGUACAUAUCUUGAAGAGGUGAACAGAGCUGCGGGGCUCCUUGCCUAUCGACCAGACACCCAAGUGCAAGAAUAUAAGAAAUUAUAUUCCGAAUCUCGAUGGGACGACCUAGCCAAACUCUUCGUCAAUACCCACCACGAGCUCUUCUCACUCCCUGCACGUCCACUCCUCCACAUAGCGCUUUCCGCAGGACUUUCGGCUCUCAAGACACCUUCUUGCCAUUCGAAGCAUGCGAGCAGCACAGCAAAUGCAAGUUCGACGACGACAUCGGUUUGUCCGAUUUGCUCAACGGAGCUGAAUGAUCUUGCUCGCAACCUGCCCUACGCACACCAUACAAAGAGUUAUGUUGAGAAUGACCCCGUCGUCCUGCCGAACGGCAGGGUGUACGGGAGAGAUCGACUGCUUGAGAUGAGUGCGAAGGUGGGUCUGGACGCGAGCCAGGUAAAAGAUCCGACGACUUCUGUCAUAUAUCCAGCCUCAGAGAUUCGGAAAGUGUACAUAUCCUAA
Letharia columbiana is the source of this 1206-nucleotide messenger RNA. RefSeq lists its product as uncharacterized. Bases 1 to 1206 code for a protein of 401 amino acids. The record is from RefSeq and is a predicted model, not a curated record. Gene Ontology annotation, cellular component: cytoplasm; GID complex; nucleus. Gene Ontology annotation, molecular function: ubiquitin protein ligase activity; protein binding. The transcript has 4 exons. Gene Ontology annotation, biological process: proteasome-mediated ubiquitin-dependent protein catabolic process. NCBI's taxonomy places the organism in Eukaryota, Fungi, Ascomycota, Lecanoromycetes, Lecanorales, Parmeliaceae.